Molecule: messenger RNA, 525 nt
Organism: Hevea brasiliensis (rubber tree)
Lineage: Eukaryota; Viridiplantae; Streptophyta; Magnoliopsida; Malpighiales; Euphorbiaceae
Exons: 2
Coding region: 1-525 (174 amino acids)
Source: RefSeq, a predicted model, not a curated record
AUGCCGAUUCCGACUCCGGAAACGCUCUUAGGACGUCUGACAUCCACGGCAGGGAAGCCAAAAUUGCGCGCGAGCAGUGAGUUUGAAUCUAUUAGCCAUGUUUUUGUCUUAUGCCCCGUUGCUCAGGAUUUCUGGUUAAGAGGUUGCCCUGUCGUGUUCUCUCUGGAAGAUUGUUGCAAGGCUUGUAUGGUGUUAUGGGCAAUUUGGAGGUAUCGAAAUGAUAUUGUUCGGGAGGGCAGGCGCACCCCUGUGGCUGAAGUGGUUAAUAUGGCGUCUCUUUUCCUUUCGAAGUGGCAAAAUGCUCAGGCUAAGGAAGCUGCGCCGUGUUCUCAGACUCGUCAGAUUGUGCAUUCGGAGGGUAUGACUUCCUGGUCCAAACCAGUAGCUAAUUGUGUUAAAUGUAAUAGUGAUGCGGCAGUUUUUCAAGGCUGUGAUGGGUUAGGUGCAGGGUGGGUUAUUCGAGAUUCCAGUGGGCAAUUGGUGAAGGCAUGUCAGGUGAAACUUGCUGUUCCUAAGGACCGUUAA